CCUUGUGCUGGGCAGCUUAUAAGGCCUGGUGUGAGUUUUGUUUAUGUGAGGACAGUCUAAAAGGAACAAACCACUAGCACCCAGGCAGUUGCCACUUGAAUCCUUUUGCAUACAUUUUUCAAAUGAUAAUUUACUCUACCCACCCUCCCUACACACACCCCCAAGGCCACAUUAUUGAAAAAAAACACCUUAUAUGGUAAUAUUGCUACCACACCGUCAGCUGGCCUUUUUAGGGACUCUGUUUAAAGAAGAUCCGCCUCUGGGGUUUUAUAUUGCUCUGGUACUUCUGCCAAAGACACAGCGGCCCUCAGUCCUUGGAGAAGGACCUCUCACUCCCUUGGUGCUCCAGCCCCCAGUUCACUCAGCCACACCCGCCAUGUGUGAAGAGGAAUCUACUGCACUUGUGUGUGACAAUGGCUCUGGCCUGUGCAAGGCAGGGUUUGCAGGAGAUGAUGCCCCCCGGGCUGUCUUCCCCUCCAUCGUGGGCCGUCCUCGCCACCAGGGUGUGAUGGUAGGAAUGGGCCAGAAAGACAGCUACGUUGGGGAUGAGGCUCAGAGCAAGCGAGGGAUCCUAACUCUCAAAUAUCCCAUUGAACAUGGCAUCAUCACCAACUGGGAUGACAUGGAGAAGAUCUGGCACCACUCCUUCUAUAAUGAAUUGCGGGUAGCACCAGAAGAACAUCCCACCCUGCUCACAGAGGCUCCACUCAAUCCCAAGGCCAACAGGGAGAAGAUGACCCAGAUCAUGUUUGAAACCUUUAAUGUCCCUGCCAUGUAUGUUGCCAUUCAAGCUGUGCUCUCCCUCUAUGCAUCUGGUCGCACUACAGGCAUUGUUCUGGAUUCAGGAGAUGGUGUCACCCAUAAUGUCCCCAUCUAUGAGGGCUAUGCACUGCCCCAUGCCAUCAUGCGUCUUGACCUGGCUGGCCGUGACCUGACAGACUACCUCAUGAAAAUCCUCACAGAGAGAGGCUAUUCCUUUGUGACCACAGCUGAGCGAGAAAUUGUGCGAGACAUCAAAGAGAAACUGUGCUAUGUGGCCCUGGACUUUGAGAACGAGAUGGCCACAGCAGCUUCAUCUUCCUCCCUGGAGAAGAGCUAUGAGCUGCCGGAUGGGCAGGUCAUCACUAUUGGCAAUGAGCGCUUCCGCUGCCCAGAGACCCUCUUCCAGCCUUCCUUCAUUGGCAUGGAGUCUGCUGGAAUUCAUGAGACAACCUACAAUUCCAUUAUGAAGUGUGACAUAGACAUCCGUAAGGAUUUGUAUGCUAACAAUGUGCUCUCUGGGGGUACCACCAUGUACCCUGGCAUUGCUGACAGGAUGCAGAAGGAGAUCACAGCCUUGGCCCCCAGUACCAUGAAGAUCAAGAUCAUUGCUCCUCCAGAGCGCAAGUACUCAGUCUGGAUUGGAGGCUCCAUCCUGGCUUCUCUCUCCACCUUUCAGCAGAUGUGGAUCAGCAAGCCCGAGUAUGAUGAGGCAGGGCCCUCCAUUGUCCACAGGAAGUGUUUCUAAAGUCAAAAGGGAUUUUCUGAGGAUCCUCUUAAAACUGCUAUUAUCAGUCAUGAAACAUUAAAACCUGCAAGCCUUA
Molecule: messenger RNA, 1583 nt
Organism: Jaculus jaculus (lesser Egyptian jerboa)
Lineage: Eukaryota; Metazoa; Chordata; Mammalia; Rodentia; Dipodidae
Gene: Actg2
Product: actin gamma 2, smooth muscle
Exons: 9
Coding region: 194-1507 (437 amino acids)
Biological process (GO): vascular associated smooth muscle contraction
Cellular component (GO): cytoplasm
Source: RefSeq, a predicted model, not a curated record